AUGGGUUUGGCUAAAAUGCUACCCCAGCUAGACACUGUGACCAAGGAUAAAGGCUUCAGGGAAGCAGGCACCAUCCUCAUCAUCUCUGACCUGAGGCUCCGGCACAAGACGGUGUCUACCAGUCUGACCCGGCCCUCCAGAAGUGCAGUAAAACUUUUGGCAGAAACCACCUGUGGCUGCCGGCAGGCCCGCCCUGUCCCGGCCCUGAGGCGCCGCCAAGCCCGGGCCCGCACGCACCCGCAGAAGUUCCCCUCCAGCCCCGCGCGCCACUUCGCUCCGGGCCGCGGUGCCAGCCAGGAGGCGCGGCGCCCGCUCGCUGGCUCGCUCUCCGCUGGCUCUCCCCUCCUCCCUCUCUCCUCCUCCCGCCUCCUCCCGUUGCAUGGCUGCCGCACGGAGCCCCUGAAUAGCCACCGCAGCCCCCCGCCUCCUGCCUGCCGCGCUGGGGGCGCCCCUGCCCCCGCCGGCGCCCCGGGGCGCGCGGACCGCCAGCCUCCUAGCAACAGCCCCGAGACCGCUUUCCGGCGUCGGCAAUGCGGAGCCACCCUCCCGGAGCCCCGCGACCCUCUGACCCGCCUCGGCAGCCGAGGUGCGGGGGAGACCGUGACCCUCGCAGCCGGUGCCCAAGCGCGCCGCGCGAAGACGCUCACCUCUGCGCGCCGCCAGCCCCGCGCGCCUCCCGCACUUGGCGCCGGGCCGCGGUCCUCGCGUCCUCCUCCGCCGCCGCCGCCACCGCCGCCGCCGCGGUCCGACCGUGCCUGUGCGCCCGAGCUGCGCGGGCCGCGCGCUGUCAGAGUCUCGUGGCGGGGCUGCGCCGGCGGGUGUGGAGCCGAGCGGCGGCGGCGGCGGGCGCGCGGGCAGCUCCUCCCUCCCCGCGCCGCGCCUCCGCCCUCCUCGCGCCCCGCCUCCCGCGCCGCGGCUGUCAGCCCCGCGCCCCGCGCCCGGCGCCCGCGCGGCCCGCGCCACCGGCUCGGGGGGCGCACGGGGUUAAAGGGCCCGGAUGUCUACGGAUUUAAAGGGACAGCCCCGGCCGAGGCGAGGGGCCAGGCGGCCGCCGUUUCUCCGGUCUCCAGACGCCCUCUGCGGCCCGGCCGGACCCGCCGGCACCCGGAGCACAAGCUCCCGACCGCCGGACAACGGAAUCCUUGCCCGCCCUGGCGCGAGUCCCCUCGGAUGACAGCGGGUUCUCCCAGGGGCUCCGCCACCAGACGCGGGAAGUUUGCCGUCUUCAGAUGCCCGCUGGGGCUGAGCAUUCCUGAGCUGCGCGGGGCGUCCAGGACAGGCAAGAAAGCGAAUGCCUUCCUCCGCGUCCCUGUUCUGGCCAUUGACUAA
Molecule: messenger RNA, 1329 nt
Organism: Mustela erminea (ermine)
Lineage: Eukaryota; Metazoa; Chordata; Mammalia; Carnivora; Mustelidae
Product: formin-like protein 5
Exons: 5
Coding region: 1-1329 (442 amino acids)
Source: RefSeq, a predicted model, not a curated record